Messenger RNA from Orbilia oligospora ATCC 24927, 1344 nucleotides. RefSeq lists its product as uncharacterized. Bases 1 to 1344 code for a protein of 447 amino acids. The transcript has 7 exons. Gene Ontology annotation, cellular component: cytoplasm. The record is from RefSeq and is a predicted model, not a curated record. Gene Ontology annotation, biological process: response to heat; protein refolding. NCBI's taxonomy places the organism in Eukaryota, Fungi, Ascomycota, Orbiliomycetes, Orbiliales, Orbiliaceae. Gene Ontology annotation, molecular function: Hsp70 protein binding; ATP binding.
AUGCCGAAUUAUCCUAACAUCCCUCCAGUGAAUGCGACAGGUGAAACGAUAGAUCUCUACGAGGUUCUCGGUAUCGAGAAGGGCGCCUCCAAAGCAGAAGUCAAGAAGGCAUACCACAAGGCUGCUCUCGCUCACCAUCCCGAUAAACAACCCGAACAUCUCCGUGAGGAAGCCGAAAUCAAAUUCAAAGCUGUUAGCAGUGCCUACGAAAUCCUUUAUGAUGACGACAAACGUGCCACCUACGAUCAGUUUGGAAUCGAAGGCAUCAACAACCCCGGCAUGGGAGGACCUGGUGGCAUGGAUUUUGAAGACUUUAUCAAUAUGAUGGGUGGGAUGGGUAUGGGCGGGAUGCCCGGCAUGCACUUUCAUGGAAUGCACGGAAUGCCCGGCAUGGGCGGCAUGGGCGGCAUGCGGGGAGACGGCCAAAAGCCUAGAGGAAGGGAUGUGGUUCACCAAUACGAAGUUACGUUGGAGGAGGUGUACAAGGGGAAGACUGUUAAGUUUGGAUCCUCUAGAAAUGCACUCUGUCCAUCGUGCAAAGGGUCUGGUGGUAAGGAAGGGGCGAAGCCAAAGGAUUGCAGCAACUGCGAAGGCACAGGUUCUACGACAUCCCUUCGACAAGUCGGUCGGAAUAUGGUCACAAGAGAGGAGGUUCCAUGCCCGGUCUGCCAUGGUAAUGGAAAGAUUUUCAAGGAGAAAGAAAAGUGCAAGAAGUGCAAGGGAGCCUGUGUCAAGGAAGAAAAGAAGGUCCUCGAGAUAUAUAUUCCCAGGGGUGCAAAGAAUGGGGAGAAGAUCGUUUUGGAAGGCGAAGCAGACGAAGUUCCUGGUUAUACCACCGGCGACAUAAUAUUCGUUAUUAAUGAAAAAGAACACGAAUCAUUCGCCCGCGCCAAUUCAGACUUGACUCAUGCCAUCAAGAUCACACUCAAGGAAGCCAUUUGCGGUUUCUCCCGUGUCGUUUUACAGCACCUCGAUGGGCGUGGUAUCUCGAUCGAACACAAGAAGGGCACGAUGCUUCAACAGGGUCAAGUCCUGAAAAUCGAUGGAGAGGGAAUGCCCCAUAAACGAGGCGAAACCAGAGGAGACCUGUACCUGAUCAUUGACCUAGUCUGGCCAGAUGAGGAGUGGUUGGCAGACGACAACAACAUCGCAAAGGCCAAAGCUGUUUUGCCUGACAGCCACACCCCAGAGUUUAAUGAUGUGGAGCACGUAGAUGAAGUUCAAUUCGUCCUGACUGAUCUCGACGCCGAUAAUGAAGGCGGGCCAGGAGCAGGUGCUUGGGAGGAUGAGGACUCCGACAACGAUGAAGAGGAAGGCGGAAACGUUCAAUGCCAACAGCAGUAG